AUGGCCCCUUUACACUCGUACGCGUACGCUAGUAGUUCGGAAGCGGCCGCGUUAUUAUCCGACGGUCUGACUACCACCACAGCUGCAAAAGAAGCAGGAGAAGAAGAAGAUGUGAUAAUGAGAGUGAUGCUUUCACAGCUCAUUGACACUGCUGUCUUCACCUUCAAUCUGGCUUUCUUGACAGUCAUGAAGGCCACUGCCGCAUCAUGA
This is a messenger RNA of Blastomyces dermatitidis ER-3, 210 nucleotides long. RefSeq lists its product as uncharacterized. The coding region runs from base 1 to 210 and encodes 69 amino acids. Lineage: Eukaryota; Fungi; Ascomycota; Eurotiomycetes; Onygenales; Ajellomycetaceae. The record is from RefSeq and is a predicted model, not a curated record. The transcript is spliced from 2 exons.